Mytilinidion resinicola is the source of this 798-nucleotide messenger RNA. RefSeq lists its product as uncharacterized. The transcript has a single exon. The record is from RefSeq and is a predicted model, not a curated record. The coding region runs from base 1 to 798 and encodes 265 amino acids. NCBI's taxonomy places the organism in Eukaryota, Fungi, Ascomycota, Dothideomycetes, Mytilinidiales, Mytilinidiaceae.
AUGACGGAACCACCCAGAAUCAUACAAUGCGUAUAUGACCAUUCGCUCAUUGGGCGUGAUGCUGCGCUGACGAGCGACGGCAGAAACGGUGUUGAGUCAGACCAAAGCAGCAGACCGCAAAAUGGAGACCAUGCAGGAAUCUCUGCUCCGGACGCUGGAAGCCCUGUCCGCAGAGCCGGUCAGCCCGCAGUAACAAAGCCAGAAAGGAGCCAGGCUCGGCUCACAACGAUCUACAACCCAGCCGAGGAAAACGAAGCUGGCGCAGGGAGAGCAGGCGGCGAGGAUUCGAACGUCGCACUACGAAAAAGACAAUGUUCUCCGGGACGGGAGGGCGAUAACCCUAAUGAUCGCCCAAAAAAGGUUGUAGUCCGGGAAAGAGGGAGCAAGAAAGAUGACACCGAUGCUAACAUGCAGGAAGCAUCGGUCGCCAGAACUAUACCAGAGCCCAUUGUACGGGGGUUAGGCAAGCCUUCACUCCACGACAAGACACACGGUGGUGCCAGGCCAGAGACCGGUUCUCUUGGUCCACAGGCGUCCAUAGUUGCUCCGCAGCCGCCCAUAGUUGCUCCGCAGCCGCAUAUACAACCACAAGGGGACACAUUAUCGCUUUGGCCGGCUUAUCUCCAUCUGUUAUGGUACAACCGCAAAUAUGGCACCCAUCCGUUCAUCGCAGAGCAUGAGGGACAACUGGAUCAUGACGACCGCGGCUGGAGAGAGGCUAUUCAGUACAACGAGGAAGAGCUUGUUCGGGAAGCUUUCGAUGAGGCACAGGAGCUUGGGUCGGGAAGCUAUCGGUGA